Molecule: messenger RNA, 1167 nt
Organism: Caenorhabditis bovis
Lineage: Eukaryota; Metazoa; Nematoda; Chromadorea; Rhabditida; Rhabditidae
Source: the annotation of a GenBank genome assembly
AUGAACGUCCUAACGACUAGUAACUCUGCCAUUCCAACCAAUAAGUCUUCUGUUCCGAAGACUUUGUCCACCACGGACGCCCUUCUGCAUCAUCUCCGCGCUUUAAUACCAAGCAGCGGAGAGCAGCAGGAGGUUCCGAAUAUUGACUUCUCGAUAUUCGCUUCAUUGCUCAACCCUUCAGCAAAAGCCUGCUCCCUUCCAAGUCCUACAGAAUCAUUGGCUUCUGCUGGCAGCACUUCUAGUCAAAAUUCUGGAAAUGGAACGAAGCGAAGCGGCUCGCCGUUGCAAUGCGAUGUAUCGUUCAAAAAAGCAAAGGACGAAGAUGAUAAUUCGGAUACCGAGUCUUCCGAUCAUGGUGGAAAUGAUGGAAUCGAUCCAAAUACUAUGUCGCCGCUUCAAAAUAUUCUAAUCAAGCCGGUACACUUGAUUACUCCUGAUGAUAUCUUCAUGUCGGUUCCCGGAAGACUGUCGCUGCUAACAUCGACUAACCGAUACAAAGUCACAAUUGGAGAGAUUCAACGACGACUCGGAUAUCCUGAAAAUCUCAACGCAUCUAUUCUUGGCGCCAUUCUUCGUCGUGCAAAAUCCAAGAAUGGCGGAAAAGAGCUUAGAGCAAUUUUGGAGCAACAUGGAAUGAAUCUACCAGCUGGUAGAAGAAAAUCAACGCAGAUUACAUUAUUCACUUCCAUGAUUGAAGGUGAAGCCGAGCACCUGGCUAAAGACUUUGACUAUUUGUGCACCAACGAGUUUCCUGCCGAAGAUCUUGCAAAACAAAUGGUCAUGCAGCAACCAAAGGAUGAAGCAUCGCUUGGAAAGAGGAAAGAAGAAUUGUACACUGCUUUGAAAGUAAUGAAUGAGCUCAUGCAAUCGAUCACUGGAAGCUCACCAAUGAACAAAGUGUUUGCCGAAAAGCCGCUCACAAACUUUCAACUUCUCACUCACAACUUUGGAAAUCCUGCUCUUCUCACUGCUUUUGCGACAUUUAACAAAUACGUGACCAGCCAAUUGGAACUUUUGAACUAUUCUGAAAACACUCAACCAUCGGUGCCUAUUCAACAGGGACGAAAGACAGUGAAAAAGUUGGAGCAAAGCGAUCUUUAUUAUAUGCCACAGGAGAUGACACUUCAAAAACUAUUGCAGAUGUGCCAACAAAAAAAUUGUAUCUAA